CUUGCGUCUUAUCACUACUUCUGACAUGCCCGGCGCUGAGGGCGGCCACUGGGAUGUCGCCAAGGUGCUGCCGCUGCCGCUGGCAAAUUGGUUAGAGGCUGUAUUCUUCGGCAUCUACACCACUCUUUUCCUCCAGUAUAUGAUCUCGAGGUAUAGGCAUGGGACGGGGAAGACACUAGCGGGAAAGGUCUACUUCGUGGUCACGAUCCUGAUGUAUCUUGUCGGGGUCGCCUGCUCUGGCCUGUCGAUCUACGGGGCUACGCGGUCGCCAUACACCGACUAUGUGGACGGGAAGGCGGCCAAGCUAGUCGCAGACGUAUCGUGCCUCCUCGCGUUCGUGCAGAUGUGGAUGGGGGACUUCUUGAUAGCUCUCAGAACACACUUGCUAUGGGAUUACAAUUUCCGCGUUACAGCGAUACCGUGGGCUUUACUGGCUGGGACAUUAUUUAUCAUCGUGUUCACGGCGACGGGUGUGGUCCAGGACAUUCGGCAAGUCAGCGCAGCGCUCACUAUGGUGCUCGCCCAAAAUGUCAUCACCACUGGGCUCCUGAUAUAUCGCCUGCUCUCGCAACAUUCGGAGUCAGCGCGCGCAGGGUUGCAUCGGUAUUCUAGGAGGAGCGGCAGUCUGAUCCGCAUUGCAUCCAUCAUCUCGCAGUCUGCAGGCUUGUAUCUGACAGUGUUGUUCUUGUACAACCUGUUCUUCUUUCUGCAACAUCCGGGCAUGGUCUACAUGCAAGUUAUGAUCCCAUCCGUCACGGGUAUCGCCCUCCUGGCCAUAUCCGUGCGCGUUGCGGGGAUGAAGACUGGAACUGUCGAUUCCUCCUUCACUUGGACACCACCAACUGACUGGAGAACAAGCGUGCAUUUUGCGCGAUCCCAUGGUGACAUGGGUUCCGCCAGCGACGAUGGUAUCCAGGAAGAGGCAGAGCGAUAUAUUGAAGCGCGAUACCCGGACAUCUUCAUCAAGGAAGAGGGCAGGAGAGCAUCGCCUCCGCUUCCUCGAUUGCAUAGCACCGGACCUGCAGCGAACGUACCAUGACGAUGCGAUGGACCAGUUCAAACCUGUAUUUUUACUUGUGCGUAUACCGUCCACGUUACCCUCUAGCACCUCCACUGUGGCCGCCUAAGUGACCAUAGACCCACGCUCCUUGCACACUACUGUUCUCCAUAGCUACACAUCUGGAUCUCUGUCAUGUACGCUGGCCUACGCUCGCGCCCUACUAUACCGCCAUUGACAUCAUCGUUCGUCCUGGG
This is a messenger RNA of Schizophyllum commune H4-8, 1254 nucleotides long. RefSeq lists its product as uncharacterized. The transcript is spliced from 9 exons. The record is from RefSeq and is a predicted model, not a curated record. The coding region runs from base 26 to 1039 and encodes 337 amino acids. Lineage: Eukaryota; Fungi; Basidiomycota; Agaricomycetes; Agaricales; Schizophyllaceae.